This is a messenger RNA of Aegilops tauschii subsp. strangulata, 1017 nucleotides long. Its product is annotated as F-box/LRR-repeat protein 25-like. The record is from RefSeq and is a predicted model, not a curated record. Gene Ontology annotation, molecular function: protein binding. Lineage: Eukaryota; Viridiplantae; Streptophyta; Magnoliopsida; Poales; Poaceae.
AUGGAUUCCACCUCUUUCCCCGUGCUUCUACUGAUUUUGUUUUCCCGCUCCCGCAGCGCCCGCCACCUGCUCGACGAAAUUGACAAGAAGGCUGCCGGCACCCGCGAGGAUCCCUUCCGCGUCCUCUCCGAUGACCUGCUCGACCACAUCAUGUCCUUUCUACCGGGGGAUGAUGCCUUGCAGACCUGCGUGCUCGACACCCAGUGGCGCGACCUCUGGAGGCGCAAAACCAGCCUGCGCUUCAUCUUUGACGAAUGGUCAAGUUUCAGCCGCGAGCGUUUCAGUCAGUUGGUCAAGCUGAUAAUCCACCUCAAGGGGGACUCACCUCUGACCGACUGCCAGAUCACCCAGUUCGAUGAGGAUUAUUUCACAGAAGCCAAACUGUUGAUCGAGUACGUUCUAAAGUGUCGGGUUGAGGAUCUCUUAGUUUUCGCUGCUGGUGGAUAUUUGAAGGAUUUUUUACUGCUUGAUGCACGUCUCAUCUCCCGCCACUUGAGGACCAUAGAAUUUGGAAACCCUGACCUCGUGGAUUCCUCAAUAGAUUUCUCGGGCUGCCCAGUAUUAGAGAAGCUAACACUAGAAAGUGGCUAUGUUGACUUAUGUAAGAUAUGUUCUAAAUCACUAAAGCAUCUAAGGCUCACUGGGUGGUCUACCUUCUCUGAGGAAAUCCAUGUUUCUAUUGCUGCGCCGCGUCUUAUCUCACUGGAACUAGGUCGUUUUGACAACAUGAGUCCUUCCCUUGAAGAGAUGCCAUUACUGGAAAAAGCAUCUAUUUUGCUUGAGGAUGGGUGCUACAAUGUCUGUCAAAGUGACUGGGGAUGUACAUGUUAUGACAAGAAGUGUCUGCCUCUCAAUGGAUUAUCCAAUGCUGUUGAUUUGAAAUUGAUUGCUGAGCCUAAACUGAACUUUGUUGGGGCAACAGGAUCCAAACAAUCAUUCGUGUGCGCGUCCAGUUUGGCUGUCAACAUUAAAUGUAGAAAAGUUGACGAGGGUGUUAGCAAAAUUUGGAGGUCUUGA